AAUGUUCGUUACGGUCUCGUUGUCAAAAGUAUUUUGACAUGAGUCAACUGUGAAACGAGUUUAGUAAAUUUGUCUUGACUUUUUUUUAAUGUUUUUUUGGAUUUGAACAUUACUUAAUGUUUAUCACAAAUGCGAAUAGCCUGGAGACAUUCUAUCGGAACUACAGGAACUAUUCUUCUUUGCUGAUUCCUAAAUAGUCUGUCCACCAUGAGUCUAAAAACCCUGUCCCUGACGGUGCUGCUCUUCCUGAAUCUGUGGCUCAGUGGGAUCAGGAGUCCAGCUUCAGCCUCAGAGCUGCAGGAACAGCCCAAAAAGAUCGCUGUGGUCGGAGCGGGCAUCGGCGGCACCGCAGCAGCGUUUUACCUGCGGCAGGAGUUCGGAGCAGGGGUGAAGAUCGACGUGUUUGAAUCUGGAACCGUGGGAGGCCGACUGGCUACGGUGAAGAUGGGUGACCACGAGUACGAGUCGGGAGGUUUACGUAUCCAUCCUUUGAACCUGCACCUGAAGCAUUUUGUUGAAAAAAUAGGUAUUCCUCCCAGAAAAAACGUGGCCUCUAAAAUGGCCAUCUUUGACGGGAAGGAACUCGUGUUUGAAGAGAGCGACUGGUUCAUAAUCAAUUUCUUUCGAAUGCUCUGGAGGUUUGGGUUCAACUUGCUGCGGAUGCAGAUGUGGGUGGAGACUGUGUUGGACAAAUUCAUGAGGAUCUACCAGUACCAGCAGUACGGCUACGCCUUCACCACUGUGGAGAGACUCUUACACGCCAUGGGCGGUGACAGCUUCCUGACCCUGAUCAACCAGACCCUGGAGGAGACCAUGAUGAGUGAAGGCUUCUCACAGACCUUCCUCAAUGAUAUGGUGUCGCCCAUCACUCGUGUCAGCUUCGGUCAAAGUGUCCGCAUCCACGGCUUUGUGGGGGCCUUGUCUUUAACCGGGGCAGAUUCGGCCAUGUGGGCAGUGGAUGGAGGCAACAAGAGACUAUGCUUAGGGCUACUGUACCACAGUAAGAGUGAACUGAUUCCUGCCACAGUGACUUCUGUCGGAAUCGAGGUUCGACCUUCUAAGAAAGGCCCCACAACCAGCUUCUACAAAGUCAACUACGUCGGUGAAUCCGGCUCAGCUCACGAUCUGUACGACAUUGUGGUUAUUGCAACUCCGCUCCACCAGGGAAAAUCCGACAUCACCUUCUCAGGCUUCUCCCCUCCGCUCCCUUCUCACUAUCCUGGACGCUACCACCAGACAGUGUCCACUCUGGUCAACGGCGUGCUCAACGUGUCGUACCUGGGGAGCACGAAGCUCGCCUCGGACUUCACGGUGUCUGAAGUCCUCACCAAAGAGUCCAAGGACUCCGUCAUCCACAGCCUGGCGUCCCUGGACCCCGUGCACAUCCCGCAGGGUUACAGUCGACCUCCUGCCAGUCACUCCAAAGUCUGGAGGGUCUCCUCUCCUCACCCACUGUCUCGGGAGCAGCUCCAGAACAUCUUCACCUCCUGGGACUCCGUGUCUGAGACCCGGUGGUUGGCCUACCCUGCGUACCGCCCACCGCAUCGUAAGACCCCCCCGUUCAUCCUACACAACCGCCUGUACUACCUCAGCGCCGUGGAUUGGGCCGCUAGCACCAUGGAGAUGAGCGCCAUCUCUGCCAGGAACGUGGCACUGCUCGCCCACCAUCGCUGGCACCAACAGGGCACCAAGAUCGACCAGGAAGACCUGCACACCAGAAUGAGGGGAGAACUUUGAGAACCAAGAGCGGUGGUUGAGUAGAGUAUACAGCCUAGCAGACGCUAACAGGUGAGUAUGCUACAGUGUGGUAACUCCAGUCCGGAGUCUGAGGUGUUCCCACCUCUUCGGAACUCAAGCCUGGUCUUAUUUUUUUGCCGUUUUGACCAACUUUUCUAUUGAUAACAGAUCAUUGUACUUGAAGUGAUUGCUGAGAUUUAAUCGGUACUAAGUCAUUGUUUACAAAAGUGAAGUGUGAACAAAUGUUUGAUGAUCCAGCCAAUUAGGUGCCCUCCCCUCACAAAAACACACCCCAAGUUCUUCCAAAAAAAAACCAUCCAGUCAUUUUGACUGUAACUGCAGCUCAGUUUUUUCCUAGGGCAGCGUGCAGUGCAGGCACAGAGGCAUUAAUAGUGGAAAAGUGACUUGUUUGGCUCCCGUAGAACAGAUUCAGCCAUAACCUGCUGCCCUUUUAUAAAAUGAUUUGUUAUUGUUGUCACUGGUAAACUUUCUAGCUAGCAUUAAAAUGACCUGCUAACAACACUGCCCCUGCUGGAGGAAGCUACCAGCAAAAAACAGCACAAAUACCAGCAAACUGUGUCAUUGUGAGAAAACGUGUACUUUUUUUAUUAUUUUUCUAUCCUGUUUUAAAUAUGGCACAGCAACAGAGAUCAGCCUCUAGGUGGUGCACUGUUUUUCUCUCAGUGAUUGCUGAUUAAAUGCUACUGUCUCUUAAUUGAUCGCGAUCUCCUUCGCUCCUCUACCUCGUCACUCACUGCUGUGUUCGUGUUGGUGAGAGCAGCCUGUUUGGUCACUGAGGUUUUUUUUAUUAAAAAAAAAAAAGUUAGCACGAUAAAAUAAAUUAUGUAUUUUCUAAUCUUUUUAAAUAAAUUCACAUACUUGUCUUAUAUAUUUGGUGGGAGUCACACACUAAUCACACUUGGAAUGGAGUGGAACGCGGUGCCUUAAAGUUAAACUCUAAAUACGUUUGACUGAAGGGAAAUGUUUUUAGAAUCAAACCAAUUUAUUUCUGUAUAUUUAUUGAAUUGUGCCAAAAGUUUUUUUUUUAAUCUAAUCAUACGUUGCUAAAAUCACCAAAUUGUUUCUCAACACUAUUUAGAAAAUAUUUGCUGAGUAUUUUCUCAAGCACCUUAAGUUGUGUAUUGUUCUAAACUUUGAGUUUAAAGAAGCUCUGCAGUGGUGUCACGUGCACUUCAACUGAUCCAAAGAAUUUAGUUUUGUUCAGGAGUUCGUACGUUUGUGACAAAACCCCUUCUUAAAUGAUAAUGAUUAAAAAAAAAUAACAUUAUUAAGAAAAAAUAGAAUGUGGAAUCAACAAGAAAAUACUGUUUACAGUGACAAUAAAGUAAUGAAACAGUA
Molecule: messenger RNA, 3096 nt
Organism: Cynoglossus semilaevis (tongue sole)
Lineage: Eukaryota; Metazoa; Chordata; Actinopteri; Pleuronectiformes; Cynoglossidae
Gene: pcyox1
Product: prenylcysteine oxidase 1
Exons: 7
Coding region: 208-1737 (509 amino acids)
Biological process (GO): prenylcysteine catabolic process; prenylated protein catabolic process
Molecular function (GO): prenylcysteine oxidase activity
Source: RefSeq, a predicted model, not a curated record